AUGGCUUCUGUUGUUACAAAUUUAUGGGUGUCACCUUAUUUUGCUUUAAAUAAUGAGUGUAAGUCUCAGUCACGAGUUCAAGUCCAAGCUAGGAGUUUAGGUAGGGGGGAUUCAGCUGUGUUGUCUUCAGAUUCUGUGGAAGUUAAUGGUAGUUCUUCUGUUGGGGAGAAGAUAAAAAUUGAGUCUCUAGCUGAAGUGGGUGACAGGCGGUUGGGUUCUGCUGCUGAGCAGAAGAUGAUUGGGGAGGAUGUUGCUUUAGAAAAAUUGGAGGUGUUAUGGGAUGAUGGGUAUGGGACUCAGACUGUUAAGGAUUACCUUGAUUUAGCAAAGGAGAUGAUUAAGCCUGAUGGUGGGCCGGCCCGUUGGUUUUGCCCAAUCUCCUGUGGGUGCCCUUUAAAAGGUUCACCUGUUCUUCUGUUUUUGCCCGGGCUUGGUGGUCAUGGAUUGGGCCUCAUGUUGCACCACAAAGCUCUUGGAAAGUGA
Messenger RNA from Ilex paraguariensis (yerba mate), 483 nucleotides. The record is from the annotation of a GenBank genome assembly. Lineage: Eukaryota; Viridiplantae; Streptophyta; Magnoliopsida; Aquifoliales; Aquifoliaceae.